Anolis sagrei ordinatus is the source of this 1649-nucleotide messenger RNA. RefSeq names its product olfactory receptor 2AP1-like. Gene Ontology annotation, cellular component: membrane. Gene Ontology annotation, biological process: G protein-coupled receptor signaling pathway. Lineage: Eukaryota; Metazoa; Chordata; Lepidosauria; Squamata; Anolidae. The record is from RefSeq and is a predicted model, not a curated record. Gene Ontology annotation, molecular function: G protein-coupled receptor activity; odorant binding; olfactory receptor activity.
ACAGUCACACCUCUUGUUUCUCCUGUCUCAAUAUGUAGUAGCUGAGGUUAUGUUGGCUUAUGUAAAUACCACAAUUAUAUACGAGUACGAGGAAGAGGAUGUCGCAAUCUGUAAUGAAAGGUGUAUGGCAGUCAUUCCAGAAAGACAACAUGAGGAAGUACGAGGACUCUUUCAGACUGUGGAGUGAUUGGCAACUAUGGGGUCCUUCUCCCAUCUCCUCAUUUGUCUCUGGCUGAUGAUGCCUUUCAGUGCGGCAUUUUUAGACUUUUCUGCCUGUGUUUUCCCUUUUAUCUAUAAAAACAAAACAUACCCAACCUGCACCAAGGAUGGAUCCAGAACAGACCAGUUAUGGUGUGCCACUACAAGUAACUAUGAUAAAGGGCACUGGUGGAAACCUUGUUAUGAGAAAGAACAUGGUGGGAACACAGAUGGACAACCCUGUGUGUUCCCUUUUGUUUAUAAGGGACGGAAGUUUUAUACCUGCACAGAUGAGCAUGUGAGGCCACGGAUGUUCUGGUGUGCUACAACAAACAACUAUGAUAAAGACAGAAAAUGGAGCUACUGUGCAGAUACCAUACUUAUCAAGAAGCCAAGUCAUGAUGCAACUUAAGAAAGGACUAACUGUGACCCUUCAGGUGUGAACUGCCACUAUGGCCAAAAAAGAACAGGAAAAUCAAACAGCACUCACUGAAUUCUUACUGCUGGGAUUUGGAGAUAUUGGAAACUGGUGGCUUCUUCUAUUCUUCCUCUUCCUCCUGAUUUAUAUUGUGACCAUGAUUGGUAAUAUUCUCAUUAUUGUGCUGGUUGUGGUUGAUCGGCACCUCCACACUCCUAUGUACUUCUUCCUGGGUAACCUGUCCUGUCUGGAGACUUGCUACAGCUCCAAUAUCCUUCCCCUGAUGCUGGUUAACCUUCUCAAUGGAGGUCAAGGAACCAUCUCAGUCACUAGCUGCAUGAUCCAAUAUUACUUUUUUGGUUUCUUGGCAGUUUCUGAAUGCUAUCUUCUAGCUGCAAUGUCCUAUGAUAGAUAUGUGGCUAUAUGUAAGCCAUUGCUCUAUUCAGCACUAAUGAGUGACAGAGUUUGCUUCCAGUUGGUAGCUGGAUCUUGGAUUUGUGGUUCAUUGGCUAUUAACAUAACUAUAUAUUUAAUGAGCCAGUUACAAUUCUGUGACUCUGGUAAAAUCAACCAUUUCUUUUGUGAUUUCAACCCAAUAUUAAAGAUGUCCUGUAGUGACACACACAUGAUUAAGCUUUUAACUACUCUUCUAGCUGCUGUAUGUUCCCUUCCUCCUUUCUUGUUGACCUUGGCAUCUUAUGUUUAUAUCAUAUCUACCAUCAUGGGUAUCCCAUCCAUAAGUGGGAGGCAAAAAGCCUUUUCAACCUGCUCCUCACACUUGAUUGUGGUAUCUACCUUCUACGGCACCAUAAUGAUUGUCUACAUGUUGCCCAAAACAGAUGCACUGCGAGAUCUCAACAAAAUCUUCUCUCUUUUCUACACAGUCCUGACACCUUUGUUCAACCCCCUGAUAUACAGUUUGAGAAAUAGGGAGGUUAAGGAGGCCCUCAAGAAAGUUGUCGUUAAAUUGUGUGCAUCUGAAUGCAUGCAGGGUUGUGUGUUAAUAAACUUUUUAAUUUAGUUCCAGCUUUGU